AUGCAGCGUCUCGUGUCUCCCGCCUGCCCCGCCGCACCGCACCUCUCGCCCUCGGCUCCGGCCUCCUCCAUCGGCUCACCCUCGCCCGCCGCCCUCCCUCCGCCACUCGUCCCGACCGAGCACCCGCUCUUCCUCAGCAUCGACGCCUCGUCCUCCGAGGUCGUGCGCGCGUGCGUCCUCGAUGAGCGCCUGCGCGUCGUGUGGACCGAGGAGGUGUCGCUCGACGUCGACCUCGCCAGCUACGGCAUCCGCCACGGCGUCUACACGCUCGGCGACUCGGUGACGUGCCCUUCCGAAGCGCGCCUGCACGCCCUCGACCUCGUCCUCGAGAAGCUCGCCCGCGAGGGCCCCGACCCGACCCUCCUCGGCCGCGUCGUCGCCAUCAGCGGCGCAGGUCAGCCCCACACGCUCCACUACCUCUCGCCCUCGUUCCCCUCGCUUCUCUCGGCCCUCUCGCACACGCCCUGCGCCCGCAUCUCGUCGAUCCUCACCGCCGACCGCGCCUUCUCGCUCGCGCACCCGCCCACCUCGGGCGACUCGUCGGCCGCGCCCCAGGUCCGCGAGCUCGAGCUGCACUGCGGCGACUCGGCGGCGUCGAUCUCGGCGUCGAUGCACGAGGAGGAGGAGGGCGGCAGCGGGCGCGAGAGCGUCGCGCAGAGGCGCGAGCGCGGCAGGGUCGAGAUGGCGCGUCGCACGGGCUCGAGGGCGACGGCGCGCUCGGCGGCAGCGCAGCUGCUGCGCGUCGUGCAGAUGGACCAGGGGAUCGGUCAGGAGCUCGAGCGGGGGCAGGUGCUUGGCGGGAGCGGCGUGCUCGGCGGGACGGAUAGGGUCGUGCUCGAGGGUGGGCUGUUCGCGAGCGUGUUCCUCGGCAGGUACGCCCCGACCGACGCCGCCGACGCGUGCUCGACCAACCUGUUCGACCCGGUCGGCGCCAAGUGGGACGACGACCUUCUCGCGUUCGUCGGCUCGGGCGGCAGCAAGAUGGGCGAGGGGGCGCAGGCGGCGGGCGAGAGGCUGAGGGCGCUGCUCGGCGAGGUCGAGGUCGAUGGCGGGGUCGAGCUCGGCAAGAUCUCGCCCUUCUUCGUCAAGCGCUUCGGCUUCUCGCCAAACUGCAUCAUCGUCCCCUUCUCGGGCUCGGACCCGUCGGCCUUCCUGUCCUUCCCGCUCUCGACCUCGGCCUCGCCCUCGCACCGCGACGCCCUCCUCUCGCUCUCGUCCGUCGCCGACACCGACACGCUCGCCGUCUCGAUCGCGCGCUUCGUCCCCGACCCGGAGCGCAGCGUCGUGCGGCACCCGGCAAAGGCGUGGUGGGAGCUCGGGCCGGUCAAGGGCAAGGGCAAGGGGCGCGAGCGGGUUGAGAAGGUCGACGAGCAGGACGAGGAGGGGACGCCCGACUUUGUCGCCUUCAUCUCGAGCCGCGACGCCGGAAUCGGCCGCGCCCUCGCUCGCGACAUGUACUGCAACGGCCAGUGGCCCGUCUUUGCGCACCUGAGCGCCAUCGUGCCGCAUGGUGGAACGAUCGGGCUCGACGACAAGCACUUCUCGUUCUUCUUCCCGCACGGCGAGGCGACGUCGGCGCAAGGCCUCGUCCGCUUUGCGCACGGCGCGCGCGUCACCGAGUUUGUCGACCGCAAGAUCAACCCUCGCCUGCUCGUCGAGUCGCAGGUCAUGUCGCUUCGCAUCCGCCUCGCGCACCUGUACCGCUCCCUCCUCGCCGACGACGACCCGUCCCUCGCCUCUCUCCGCCCGCACGACCCUCUCGGCUUCCCCGCCCGCUCGUCGGCCUUCUCGCCCUCGCACCUCAUCCUCGUCGGCGAGGCCGCCGAGAACCCGGCCCUGUCGUCCCUCGUCUCGACCAUCUUCCACUCGCCGACGUUCCUCCCGCUCGCCGGCGGGCUCAAGUCGUGCGCGCUCGGCCAGGUCGGCCUCAAGGGCGGCGAGGCGCACGCCGAGUUCGAGCAGGACCGCCAGAAGACGACGGCGGCCGCGCUCGGGUCGGCGUACAAGGCGGCGUGGGCCCACGCUCGCGCGGCACACGGCGUCAAGGUCCCGUUCGCGACGUUCCUCAGUCGCGCGGUCGAGGCGCAGGCGCUCGAGAUCGACGGCGGGUCGGCGUCAACGACGAGCGCGGGCGCCAAAGUCGAGCAGCACCACCGCUCGGGCGGCUCGUCAGCGGCGGCGUCGCGCCCUUCUACGGCCUCGGCUUCGGCGUCGGGCUCGGGCUCGGGCUCGGGUGCGGCGACGUCGACGAGCGCGCUCAGCCGCCUGUCGCUGCCGCGCCACGGCCACAGCGAGGGCAACGGCUCGCGCUCGGGCCUCGAGCAGCGCUCGAGCCCGGCCGCGUUCGGCGCGCACGCGCUCGGCUCGUCGCGCGACGGCGGCGGGCUCGAGGACCAGCAGGAGGGAGCAGGAGGAGGGCGUGGGCCGACGGGAGAGCUCGCGCCGGACCCGCCGGGCCUGUCGCUCGUCGCCGUCCCCGACCAGCACGAGGCCAAGUACUACGACAGCAUGCUCCCCGAGUUUGUCCGCCUCGAGCGUGCCGCCCUCAAGGGCCUCGUCUAGCCGGCUCGGCCCUCGCGCGCCUCGGGCCCUCCCGUCCAGCGCCAAGGUCGUUCUCGUCGUCAUCAUCGCCCUCGUCGUCAACCGCAUCUCGUUCAGCAUCAUCGUCCGCAUCGUCCCACUCGCCUCGCACCUCCUACCUUUCCUCCUUCCCCUCGCAUUCGACUCUCUCAGCAUGGCUCCCUUCUCGCUUUCCUCCUCCUGGAUAGACCCUUCCUCGUCGUCUGUCUCUCUGUCUGGAUCGUCCUGCAUCGACCGCUUGCCUCGUCCUCGU
This is a messenger RNA of Rhodotorula graminis WP1, 2833 nucleotides long. RefSeq lists its product as uncharacterized. Gene Ontology annotation, molecular function: D-xylulokinase activity. The coding region runs from base 1 to 2562 and encodes 853 amino acids. Gene Ontology annotation, biological process: xylulose metabolic process. Lineage: Eukaryota; Fungi; Basidiomycota; Microbotryomycetes; Sporidiobolales; Sporidiobolaceae. The record is from RefSeq and is a predicted model, not a curated record. The transcript has 10 exons. Gene Ontology annotation, cellular component: cytosol.